Molecule: messenger RNA, 5273 nt
Organism: Vombatus ursinus (common wombat)
Lineage: Eukaryota; Metazoa; Chordata; Mammalia; Diprotodontia; Vombatidae
Gene: SACK1F
Product: family with sequence similarity 83 member F
Exons: 5
Coding region: 39-1565 (508 amino acids)
Source: RefSeq, a predicted model, not a curated record
CACGAGUCCCAGCUCCAGCGCCCCAGCCGCCGGCCGUCAUGGCCGAGUCUCAGCUGGCCUGCCUGGACGAGGCGCACGUGAACGAGAAGGUGACGGAGGCGCAGGCUGCCUUCUACUACUGCGAGCGGCGCCGGGCCGCCCUGGAGGCGCUGCUGACCUCCGGGGACCGGACCUACCAGGACGUGCUGACCAAGGAGCGGCUGCGCGACUUUGUGUCCGCGCCCGAGCGCCUGGCGCUCCGGACCGACUGGCGCCCCUACGAGGUGCAGGCGCCGGGCCCUGCGAAGGGCAAAGGCAAGGCUCCCGCCCCCACCGAGGGCCAGGCUCCCGCCCCCACCGAGCCUUCUGCCUCGCUCGCCUACUGGCCUGACCGUUCGGACACCGAGGUGCCCCCGCUCGAUCUGGGCUGGACAGACAACGGCUACUACCGCGGCGUCAGUCGCGUCACCCUGUUCACCCACCCUCCCAAGGAGGAGAAGGCGCCCCACCUCAAGGAGGUGGUCAGGACGAUGAUCCAGCAGGCCCAGAAGGUCAUCGCGGUGGUCAUGGACCUUUUCACAGAUGGAGACAUCUUCCAGGACAUUGUCAAUGCUGCCUAUAAGAGACGGGUCCCCGUGUACAUAAUCCUGGAUGAGGCAGGCGUCAAGUUCUUUCUAGAGAUGUGCCAGACCCUAGAGCUCAAUGAUUUCCGAAUCCGGAACAUCCGAACGCGAUGCGUGACUGGUGUUGGGUUCUACAUGCCUGCCGGAAAGGUCAGAGGAACCCUGUCCUCACGGUUCCUAAUGGUAGAUGGUGACAAAGUAGCGACGGGGUCUUACAGCUUUACCUGGCGAUCCUCCCACGUGGACAGAAAUCUUCUCCUGGUGUUGACGGGGCAGCACGUGGAGCCCUUUGACGUGGAGUUUCGGGAACUCUACGCCAUCUCGGAGGAGGUGGACCUGUACCGAGAACUGGGCCUAACGGGCCUCAAAUAUUCCUCCACGGUGGCGCGUAAACUGAUCAACCCAAAGUAUGCCCUGGUGGCAGGCAGCCGGCAACCUCCUGGGGAGAUGAUGCGUUGGGCGCGUCAGAAGCAGGAGGCCAGAGGCGGGGUCAAAGAUGAACCGGAGGAGGGAGGCGGGGAAGGCUCCGAGUCUGCCCGGCGCCUCGACAGCUUUCUCCACGACCUGGUCACGCUAGACCAGGUGCUGCCCAUGAUGGACCCUCCGCCCCUGGAGGACGUGGCGAACUGGAAAGGAGGCAGGAGAGCAGAACCAAAGCCCAAGGGUAGGGAGCCUUCUGUCCAAGCCGGGAAGAGCGAGGCUGCCAUCGGAGCGGCUGCCACCGGCAGAGAGGGCCGACGCCUGGGCAGCAAGUUCAGCUGGAGGUCUAAGCGAGCUCACGCCACCAACGGCAUGGUCAGCUCCCUCUCCAGUGAGACCUCCGAAGGGGAGUUUGUGGUGGUGAGGAGGCCGGCCAUGGACCCAGGCACCCAAAGCCCCAGCAGCGCGGUCCACAGGAACGGCAGUGUCUCAGGAAGAACCAGCCUAAGUCCCACCAAGCAGGACAAAUGUGUGAUUUUAUGAGUCUGGUGACCGGCAGCUUGGGUGGGACCCACAGUUGGCCCAAGACUUCUCAUGCUCCGCUAACCCCCAACAACUGCCUUGAAAAAGGACCCAGAUGGACCCCUUGGGAGCUGGCCCAUUCCCUCUGGUCAGCAGCCUCUGCCUGCUGGGCCCCUGUCCUCUGUCUUGGCUGGCCUCCUGAAUGCCGGCCACAAGUCCUGGACAAAAUCAGUUCCCCAGCUGUGCUGGAUGAAAUCAGCUCCAUGUUUACAUUUAGUGGGAGUGGGGAGGGACACCCCUACCUUUGUGCCUCAACUUGACGGGAACCAAGGAAUUCUACUAGCCUUAGCUGUUGUCUUUUCCCCCCUUUUCUACUUGUUGCUGGUGAUUCUGGGCCCUUGGGGCACGCCAGGAAUCAGGCACGACUUAAACCAGGAAAGCCGGAACAACAGAGGCAGUAUCACGUCAUGGAGGAGAGGAGGGAGUAGGGGUGGGGCGGGAAUUGGGAGGUCAGAACUUCUAGUACUGGAAGGAGUAUCCUGUGGUAGAGAGGUCAGACUUGUCUGCUCAACCUCGGAGAAGCAGUGGGCACAUGUUACAGACAAGGAGAUUCAGGCUUGAUGUCUGGGAAGACAAAGUGGAAUGGGCCGCCUUGGGAGGAAGGGAGUCUCCCUUCGCUGGACAUAUAAAAGGGAGAGCUAGAAAUGGAUGUUACAGAGGGCAGGGCAGACUGGGUGCCUCUGAGGGGAGAAGCAGGGGUGAAGGAGAAAGGCAUACGCAUCAGGGUCACCGAUUUCUAGUCCUCGGUUCAUGGAGAAAUGUUGAUUUUCUAUACCACCACAUUUCAGCGUAAUUGGUGUCCUUUGUCAUCCUAUGGAUUUUUUAACGCAUUUAAAAAUGUGACUCGGAGAAGGAAUCUCUGGGCAGACCAGCUGCCCAGGAGGAUGCCCAGGGGGUCCAGGACCCAAAGGAGGUGGGGAGAAGAGUAUUGGGUCUGAGCGUCUGAAUCCCCCCUCUGCCACCGGCACCUAUGUGAGCUUUGGUGAUUCAAUUUGCCUCAGUUUCUUCAUCUAUAAAACAGAGCAGUUGGCCUGGUGGCAUCAGAGGGCCCUCCCAGCUCUCAAUCUGUGAUCCUAAGAUAGGGAGCGUAAGUGUCGGCCCAUUUUACAGAUAAGACCAACGUUUGAUGGCUGCUGCUGGUUUCCUAGAUAGACUCAAGAUUAGGUGCCACCCUUCACUUGCUCUCUUUUCCCUUCCCUGGCAAGCUUCUUGAGGUCAGGGCCAUUUUAGUUUUGCAUUUGUGUCCCCAGCUAGUGCGAUGCCUUCUUAAUACAUAUCUGUGGAAUGAAAUUGAGGCCUUAGAGCAGAGGGGCAUUGUGGAGAGUGGGUUCUUGGAGCCAAAGAUAUCCAGCAUCCCACCAGCUCUGGGUUCCAAUCUUAUCUCUAAAACUGUAUUUAAAAAAUGGAACUCAGGCUGAGAUGGUCUCCCCAAAGCAGUCUGGGCCAAUGACGUGCUGCCAGGCUCUGUGUGUGUGUGUGUGUCUGUGUCUGUGUCUGUCUGGUGUUAAGAUGAAAAAGGGCCCCAAGGAGACGAGAGAUUUGGCGGCUAGACAGCGGAGAAAUCUGUAGCUUAGACUGGCUAUGUUUCCACUCCGUCCCUGGAGAAAUGUGAGUUCCUCUUUCCCUCUAGUUAAAAGCCACCAGGCCUUAGCUGCUCGACCUAUGAAGCAAAGGCACCGUGCCUGCCUCAUGCCUCCACGUGUGGCCUUACCAGCCGCUUCUACUCCCUCUAGAAAAUGAGCCACGUGACUCUGAACUGAGUCAGGAGACCAGAGUCCUAGGAUGGCUUCAGAUGUUAAUGUGCUCUGUGACUUUGGAUGAGCAAACUUUGCCACUGCCUCCCUCCUCGCCUUGGGGUCCUCAGUUUCUUCAUCUGUAAAAUGGGGGUGGAGGUGGUGGUGAAUUAGAUGAUCGUCAGUUCUGAUAGUCUCCAGAUUUAUCAAAAUGUCAGAUGAUGGAAGUCAGGAAGUCCCUGGUCUCCAAGGAAGCGAUAAAGAGCUAGGGCCAAAGAGAAGGGAGGCAAGAACCGCACCUUCAUGGACAUAACCUAGUAUGGUAGCCUCUGGUAUGGCUCAGAGUCGGAGGACCUGUGUUUGAAUCCUGCCUUUGAUGUUUACUACCUGUGUGACCUUGGACAAGUCACUACACCUUAGUCUCCUUAUGCAUAAAACGAGGGCAUCUCCUACAUGCCGAGGAGACGGAGAACACCAGGCUUGCCUCAGUUGCUCAUGGACAGCCAAAUUUUUAGCCUUGUUUAUCUCUUUGGGAAAUACAAGUGGGACAGCCUUGGGGGAGGGUGUUGAGUGAGAGAGGUAUCAAAUUGAGGUCGGAAGCCAGAUCCUCAGAGGUGAGUAAAGAAGACUGGCCUGAACCCAGGCGUCACACCUGCCACCCUGAAGUGGGGACAGUAGGCUGUGCAUCUUCAAAUUGAGUAAGUUGGAGGGGGGUGGCAAGAGGGAGAAAGAAGAAGGCUUAGAGAGAGGCUGGAAACGAUGCAGUGGCCCAGAAAGAUGGGAGAUUUGUCCUGAAGGUCUUGGAGGCCUCGGGGUGGGGCCCAGCGCUGCCUUCCCUGACUUGUCCCAUUGGGUUAGUGAGUUAUUGGGGAGGACCCCACAGGAAGGUCCUGGGGAUUAAACAUCUAACAUGUUGCCCCAUGAGGGCAGAGGGGGCGUGGAGCCCAUCCAAGUGGCUCUUCUGGGGAAGGCUGUUAACCAUCAAUAGCGGAAGGCAGUCGUGGUCUGAUCCUUUAACCCUCUGGAAGCUAUUUCCACUUGUUUGCCUAAUGUGUGUGUGGGCAUUUACCUAAACCUUAAAAAAAGGGAAAGGUAACUGUUCCCAAGGGGGAGUGGUGUUGGCCCUACAGCUGGAAUUUGUUUCCCAGAGCAGCUAGGCACCUAGCAGAGUCCCGAAGACAGAUGGCCAAGGAGAAGGAAGGUCUGCAGGAGGAAAGACGGGCAAAUGAUGUGCGCCGAGCACAGCCACCUGGGGAAGCUAAGGGAACUGGAGGAAAGAGGGUAUAAAAAGAGGAAGAGGAACUCAGGAUGGGGCCCGAUCUGCCCCUCCCGUACACAUAUCCCUAGGCCUGUUCCAUGUGUGCAUGCAUUCAUUCAUGCAUACAUGCAUGCAUACUGCGAUUUAUAUGGAACACAUGUAGACAUGUAUGUUUAUGUGUUAUAUAUAUGAAUAUAUUCUGCAUACAUACACAGACAUCUGCCUGUGUGUGUGUCUCUUUCUCUCUCUCUCCAAACCUGUGAUUUUCUUGUCAAGGAGAACCUAGGAGCCUGGACACUUGACUCAUGUCUGCAGACGAGCCAUUCUCUGCCACUGAGAGGCUUAGAGGGUGGUCAGGGCCCCUGACAAGUUACAGGCCUGGCCCACAGCCAUAUUGCUUGUGUGUCCAUCUGAGGACUUAGGCCCAGGCCUUUCUUACUCCAAGGACUGCCUUUCCCCCCCUAGGGCACCUACCCCUUUCCUUGCAUAUAUAGUUAUUGAAUUCAGCUGAAAAUGCGUGCAAAGAUGGGGAACUAAGGAUGUGAAGUGUUGCACAUACAUUGUUAAUGUAUUGUUUUUGUUGAACUGUGGGGUUUGGGGGUAAUUUUUCUUCUUUAAAUCUUUGUUAAAAGGGAAUGCUUGAUGAGAGGAAGGGGGGAGGGAAAUGUGAAGUAAAAA